AUGUCGAUGUUCAGGCUCCCUGCGUGGGUUAUCAAAAUGAUCGAUCGGAUUCGUAGAGAUUUCUUAUGGAGUGACCCUGAUAUUGAGCACCCCGGAUGUAGACUCGUUGCUUGGAAGAACAUCUGUCGGUCAAAGGAGCAAGGUGGUUGGGGGAUCUUGGACCUCUCCUCCUUUAAUAUGGCGCUACUGGGGAAAUGGAGGUGGAAACUCCUCUCUGACUCGAGCUGGGGAGGGGCGAAGAUUCUGAGAUUCAACUAUGGAGGUCCAAACUGGGAUUUAUUUAGGCGCACGACUAGCAGAGUCUCUUUUUUCUGGUCUGGGGUCGACCAAUGCCUCCCGGCGUUUAGUGGCUGUGUUUCUGUUCAGGUGAAAGAUGGGGCGAACUCACUUUUCUGGAAGGAUCGAUGGUUCAAUGGUCGCGCACCUAUGAAUAUCUGGCCUGAAUCUUUUCUCUUGUCCCGGUCCCCGAAUGGGACAGUCAGAGAAAUGCCGUACUUGCUCGCGAGCUCUCCUUUUGCUUCUGACCCUUAG
Dioscorea cayenensis subsp. rotundata (Guinea yam) is the source of this 531-nucleotide messenger RNA. RefSeq lists its product as uncharacterized. The record is from RefSeq and is a predicted model, not a curated record. NCBI's taxonomy places the organism in Eukaryota, Viridiplantae, Streptophyta, Magnoliopsida, Dioscoreales, Dioscoreaceae. The coding region runs from base 1 to 531 and encodes 176 amino acids. The transcript has a single exon.